CGCUAACAGUUUGGCAGAUGGGACACUUUUUCUUGGAGUUUAUGUCUUUAGUUCUUAACUUCUGGCUGUGCCUGGGCUUGUUGCCGUUUCUCCCCCUCUCCCUUCUCCCGAAACUAUGGCCCAUCGGCUGCGGUUUCAUUUUGGCUCCGGACGAAGCAACACAGCUCCGGAAUCGGAGAUCCUCGACCACGAGAGAGGAGAUGAUGACUUUUUCAUGGCAUUCCAUACUUUGCCAAGAAGAAACGGGCCUCAUCCUUUCUCCAGGCGAAGGAUGGAUUAUGGCGACGGGGGCAACCCUUUACAGGAAACGGGCUCCUUGAAAAGAAGCACCUCCAUGUUUAUUCCGCAGCUGUUGAAUAGCAUUGAUGCACGCCCCACAAGGAGUUCGUCUAUGCAGAUUUCGCUACAGCGCAAGGCUGUCAAUGGGCAUGCUGAUGGGUGUGGAGGGCCAGAGUCUCCCCCAGAGGAGACAUGUAACUUUUCAGAUUUCGGGGAGCAUUCUGACUCUCUCGUUGGAAGCCAUUCUUCUUCCAGCAGUCUGCAGGCGAGUCCAGAUAAUUCUCCACCCAGACAGCUUGAAAACACAGGGCAUGAGGUUAAUGGAGGAUCUGCUAAUCACAGAAUAUUUUGUACGAUACCUUCCCAUAACUGGAAUGAAAAUGGUGUUGCCACCAGUGAAGAAGAAGAAGAAGAAGAAGCGAACAAAGCCACAUCAGGAUUAAACAUUGGCGGGGUAAGGAUUCAACAUCGGGCUUCAAGCGUGGACAUGCCUCAUGUUACGCUGGUGCCUUUUGGUUCAGAAGAUCAGAAUAACGCGUCUGCCUCUGAAGCCAGGCGCUGGUCUUUGCAACAUCUGCCGGACGGGUCAGCUAGUUCUGGGAAGAAAUUCUUUGUUUUCCAGCUGCAGCAGCCUCCGGCAAACAACACAGGAGCUGAUUACAAUUUUGGCGUUACUGGAACAAAAGGGGACAGAUUGGUCAGGUACCCACGGAUACGCCUGGAGAGGAGCACCUCCUAUCCGGUUCAGCCACAUCACCUGGAACAAGAUAGCUCGAUGGAGGGUGAUGACAGCGUGAACUCAACACUUUGUGGCAACAACAGAUAUGGGUCCGAAAUAUCCAGAAGCAAUUCGGUGGAGCGGAUAUCUCCAGGGCAAGGGUGCACGUUUAAAAUUCGCCCAGAUCAAAACUCAAGGCAACAGCACUUCAGGAUCCUUGUAACUCGUGGGACUAAAGAGCAAGGGCCAACUUUGGCACAAGAAAACCCUAGUAGUUCUCCUUCUGUGGCAGAUCCUUCAUCAACCAGAGACGACUUUCUGGGUCAAGUGGAUGUGCCACUUAAUCAUCUGCCGACUGAAGACCCAACCAUGGAAAGGCCGUACACAUUUAAAGAUUUCCUUCUCAGACCAAGAAGCCACAAGUCUCGAGUAAAGGGGUUUUUGAGACUGAAGAUGGCUUACAUGCCAAAAAAUGGUGGUCAAGAAGAGGAUGGUGAUCAGAGGGAAGACUCUGAGCAUGGAUGGGAAGUGGUCGACUCCAAUGAUUCUCCCUCUCAGCGUCAAGAGGCAUUACCCCCACCUCCCCUGCCACCUGGAUGGGAAGAAAAAGUGGACAACCUCGGACGCACUUAUUAUGUCAAUCAUAACAACAGGACAACACAAUGGCACCGACCAAGUUUAAUGGAUGUGUCCGCCGAAUCAGAAAACAACAUCAGGCAGAUAAAUCAAGAAGCAGCCCAUCGAAGGUUUCGAUCCAGGAGACACAUUAGUGAGGAUUUGGAUCCAGAGCCUUUGGAGGGUGGAGAGGUACCCGAACCCUGGGAAACUAUUUCGGAAGAAGUGAAUACAAGUAGUGAUUCCUUGAGCCUGUCUCUGCCGCCACCCCCUGCUUCACCCAUCUCUCGGACCAGUCCUCAGGAGCUGUCUGAUGAACUGAACCGAAGGCUUCAGAUCACUCCUGAUUCCAAUGGGGAACAACUCUCUUCGAUUAUUCAAAGAGACCCAUCUGCAAGGCUAAGAUCUUGCAGCGUAACUGAUGCUGUUGCUGAGCAGACUCAUUUAUCACUGCCAUCAGUGGCCUAUGUACAUACUACGCCAGGCUUACCUUCGGGCUGGGAAGAGAGGAAAGAUGCUAAGGGACGGACUUAUUAUGUCAAUCAUAACAAUCGAACGACAACUUGGACUCGCCCUAUCAUGCAGCUUGCUGAAGAUGGCGCAACCGGAUCAACCUCAAAUAGUAACAACCAUUUAGCUGAGCCUCAGAUAAGACGGCCUCGUAGCCUCAGUUCUCCCACAGUAACAUUAUCUGCACCACUCGAGGCACUUGUGAAGGAUUCCCCUGUGCGGAGAGCUGUGAAGGACACACUUUCUAACCCACAAUCUCCACAACCUUCUCCCUACAAUUCUCCAAAACCGCAGCAUAAAUUGACCCAAAGCUUCUUGCCUCCUGGCUGGGAGAUGCGAAUAGCACCGAAUGGCAGACCAUUCUUCAUUGACCAUAACACAAAGACCACUACAUGGGAAGAUCCACGGCUGAAAUUCCCCGUACACCUGAGAUCAAAAGGUGCUUUAAACCCCAACGACUUGGGUCCCCUCCCUCCUGGUUGGGAGGAAAGGAUACAUGUGGAUGGAAGAACGUUUUAUAUAGAUCAUAGAAGCCAGGUGUUGAUAUGUGGCGACAUUCAUACCCGAGACUUAGUGCCCUCCUACGAUAAUAAAAUUACCCAGUGGGAAGAUCCAAGACUGCAGAAUCCUGCUAUUACUGGUCCAGCUGUUCCCUACUCCAGAGAAUUUAAACAGAAGUAUGACUAUUUCAGGAAAAAGUUAAAGAAACCAGCCGAUAUACCGAACAGAUUUGAGAUGAAACUCCACAGAAAUAACAUUUUUGAAGAAUCAUAUAGAAGAAUCAUGUCAGUGAAGAGACCAGAUGUAUUAAAAGCCAGACUCUGGAUAGAAUUCGAAUCAGAAAAGGGCCUUGACUAUGGAGGUGUGGCCAGGGAGUGGUUCUUCCUGUUGUCCAAGGAAAUGUUCAACCCUUAUUAUGGCCUCUUUGAAUAUUCAGCAACGGACAACUACACUCUGCAGAUCAAUCCCAACUCCGGUCUUUGUAACGAAGACCAUUUGUCUUACUUCACCUUUAUCGGACGGGUUGCUGGGCUGGCCGUGUACCACGGGAAGCUUUUAGAUGGUUUCUUCAUUAGACCUUUUUACAAGAUGAUGCUGGGGAAGCCAAUAACACUGAAAGAUAUGGAGUCCGUGGACAGUGAAUAUUACAACUCCUUGAAAUGGAUCCUGGAAAAUGACCCUACAGAGCUAGAUCUCAUGUUUUGCAUAGACGAAGAAAACUUUGGACAGACAUAUCAAGUUGACUUGAAACCAAAUGGAUCAGAAGUAAUGGUCACAAAUGAAAACAAAAGGGAGUAUAUUGACUUAGUCAUCCAGUGGAGGUUUGUCAACAGGGUUCAAAAGCAGAUGAACGCAUUUAUGGAGGGCUUCACAGAACUGCUGCCUCUUGAUUUAAUUAAAAUCUUCGAUGAAAAUGAGCUGGAGUUGCUAAUGUGUGGUCUUGGUGAUGUUGACGUCAAUGACUGGAGACAGCAUACGAUCUACAAGAAUGGGUAUUGCCCAAACCAUCCUGUCAUUCAGUGGUUCUGGAAGGCUGUUCUAUUGAUGGAUGCUGAGAAACGUAUCCGACUACUGCAGUUUGUAACUGGGACAUCACGAGUGCCUAUGAAUGGAUUUGCUGAACUUUAUGGUUCAAAUGGUCCUCAGCUGUUUACAAUAGAGCAAUGGGGAAGCCCUGAAAAACUACCCAGAGCUCACACAUGCUUUAAUCGCCUUGACUUACCUCCAUAUGAAUCUUUUGAAGAACUGCGAGAGAAGCUCCUUAUGGCUGUUGAAAACGCUCAAGGGUUCGAAGGAGUGGAUUAAGGAGGCCCCUGUUCCAGAUCAUCACUAUUCUUAUCAAUACUCUGAAAACAAAGAUUCUGUUCACGGAGCAAGUUCUGUGUGCACUUUUCAGUUUGCCUAAUAGACAUUUACAAGAGGCAGUGGCAGAAUACGAUUGCACAUGUGGUUGGUUCAUGGAGCAAACUCUUAUACAGUGCAGAUAUCUAAAUCCAGUGGCUGGAAGUAACUUUUUUCUCUCACCUGUGGAUAGUAUUUCUGAAAUUUCCACGGCUAAUUACCAACUGGUUGAUGUGUACUCUUGACUACAUUUCAGCAGGACUUAAUUCUAUUUAUGUUGUGCCUCUGUAGGCAAAAGCCCUUAAUAAAUGUUUUACACACUUUCUAAUGACAAUGAAUGGAACUAAUCAUUUUACAGGUAUAGUAUUACAGCUCAAUGUUUACUUUUUAAAAAUGAUUCAGAUAUUUUCAAAUUUUAUUUCAUUACAAUUAAACAUGAAAAAAAUCAUCUACUGGAAAAAAUCAAUUAUUUCCUUUCCCUAUUAUUUUUGCCUUGAUUUGAUGCUGGUGGCAUUCUAUUAUUAAAAGUCCCUGUUGUUUUUUUAAUUGAUUUCAGCCUUAUGCUCUUGAUCUUUUACAAUCCUAGGAGCACCCUUUUGUAAGAAAUUUUCUGCAGAUUGGAAGUAUUAUCAGAAAAUACCUAAUGCCUUUUAAUCAUCUGUAUUGAGCUUUCACGGACAACAAAGAAAAAAAACAAUUAGUGAUUUGGGAUGUACAGUAUUUUAUACAAAUCCACAGAGUAUUUACAAAAGGAUCAUAAUACAGCAUGCCCGAUUUCUCAUUCAAUAAAGAAAUUGCCUCACUAUUCCUUAAUAAUAUUUAUAUAUGUAUUAUAGCUCUCUUGGUGAUGGGAUUGGCAUUAUUGUCCUGGGGGGUGGAAUGCUUAAUCCUUUUGCUUACCUUUGUAUUGUGACCAUUCUACUAAUUCUCUCCUUGCGACAGAGGUAUUUUGAAGGACCCUUGACACUGCUCGGUUUGGCCGUUGUACAGACCAGAUCCAUUUUAUCUCCUGUCUGUAUGCAUUUGCUAAUCGUAUCUAAAUGAUUGGGACAACUCCCCUCCCCCCAUUUUAACUGCACCGAUUCUAGAAGCACUUUAUGUACCACACGAAGCUUGUGCGCUUUAGAAAACAUACAAACAUGAACAUUAAUGUGGAGAGAUGCCUUUCUUUUUACCCAUGUCUUUUUGGUGCGAUACCUGUCUGUUGUGAAUUUGGCAGUGGCUGACAAAGUAAAGCAAGCAUACCUAAUUGAGUUGAACCUGCAACUUGUAUUUUGUGGGUUUGGUGGGUUCCUUCCCCAGGCCAAGAUUUAUUGAAUAUAUGCAGUUCUAGCCACAUUUGUAACCUAUGACAUGUUGCAUGACCAGACAGUAACGCGCAACUUGUAACUGUUACGUAAUAGAUUAAAAAGGAAAUUGCAGAUGAGAUCCAGGUGAAUAGGAAUUGUGGAGAACUGGUUUGGCAACUCUGAAAGCUGAUUUAAUUCAGUUGACCGUGACUUGGGCUGUUUAAGGUAAAUUCAGCAAAUGAGUCACGAUCCAAGUAAGGCUGCCGUCUUAAACAUGCCUGCUAGGGAAUAAGAUCUAUUCAAUAUAGUGGGCUUACACUCUGCAUAAACAUAAACCUAAAUACAGUGGUGCCUCGCUUAAUGGGUGCCCCGUUUAAC
Pogona vitticeps (central bearded dragon) is the source of this 5631-nucleotide messenger RNA. It is a transcript of the gene NEDD4L, whose product is annotated as NEDD4 like E3 ubiquitin protein ligase. The record is from RefSeq and is a predicted model, not a curated record. Gene Ontology annotation, cellular component: cytoplasm. NCBI's taxonomy places the organism in Eukaryota, Metazoa, Chordata, Lepidosauria, Squamata, Agamidae. Gene Ontology annotation, biological process: protein ubiquitination; neuromuscular junction development; receptor catabolic process. Gene Ontology annotation, molecular function: ubiquitin protein ligase activity; sodium channel inhibitor activity; protein binding.